Messenger RNA from Eupeodes corollae, 5208 nucleotides. RefSeq lists its product as uncharacterized. Gene Ontology annotation, biological process: DNA integration; proteolysis. NCBI's taxonomy places the organism in Eukaryota, Metazoa, Arthropoda, Insecta, Diptera, Syrphidae. The record is from RefSeq and is a predicted model, not a curated record. The transcript has a single exon. Gene Ontology annotation, molecular function: nucleic acid binding; aspartic-type endopeptidase activity. Bases 1 to 5208 code for a protein of 1735 amino acids.
AUGGAGGCCUUAAAACGUCAACGGGCAGCGCUGAAAGGGCAAAUAACGAGGAUAUCUACAUACUGUGAUUCAUCGGCCACUUCAUUAGCUGAAUCCACUCUACGACAGGCUAAGUUGGAGCAAUAUAUGCAAUCAUAUGAGCGCAUCCAAAACGAAAUUGAAGCCGUCGUCGAAGAAGAGCAUUUGGAAGGUGAAACACAGUAUCGCGUAGAAUUCGAAAAUACAUUUUUCUCGGUACACACAAAAUUAACAGAAUUGUUACAAACUCAAAGAUCGAGUGAUUCGCGAUUCGAAGAAGAAAAUGAUAUCGGUAAAGCCCUCAAAUCGCUAAUGGAAAAUCAGUGCGCGUUAAACGAUGUUGUGAAGUCGCUAUCCGAAUCUUCACGGCGUUCAAUAACGAUCAACACAAACGAAACGAUAGCAAGACUUCCAGAUUUGAAAGUGCCAGAAUUUAAUGGCAAAUUUGACGAGUGGGUUCGGUUUCGCGAUCUUUUUACGUCGUUGAUUGCAUCAAAAGAAAAACUCACGGGCGUCGAAAAAUUAGAAUAUCUCCAGACAUGGCUCAAGGGAGAUGCAUUAUCGAUUAUAAAGCACCUUACCCCAAGCAACGACAAUUUUAAUGUCGCGUGGAAUUUAGUGAAGGCCUGUUAUGAUAAACCGCAGUUUAUCAUGGUCGCCCAUUUAGAUAAUAUUUUUGAUCAACCAUGCCUUAAAGCAGGAUCACUCAGUGAAAUUAAACGCUUAUUUACGGUCACCAGUGAAAACAUUAACGCGUUGCGGGCAUUAAAACUACCGGUUGAUGCGUGGGAUGUGCUGAUGGUGUAUUUCUUAUCCAAAAAACUAGAUUCCGGGAAUCGAAUGCUAUGGAUUCGUUUCAUUAAAAAUAAAUCAGAUUCGACAUUGUCAGAUUUUAAUCGGUUCUUAGGCGAACGUAUUAACGAAUUAGAAAGCCUCAACUUAUCGAAUAUCGGUCAUUCAAAUGCUUACAAAUCGGUUUCCAAAGAUGUGGGAAAAAGAGUUAUGAACGCUACUGUUCCUUCCUGCCCAAAAUGUAAACAUAAGCAUUUCUUAUAUAUGUGCCCACAAUUUCGUGAUUUAGCCAUACCGGCUCGUUUUGAAUUCGUUAAAUCUAACAAUUUAUGUCCAAACUGUAUUCGCACAAAGCACAAUUUAAACGAGUGUAAGUUUUCGCAUUGCAAGAUGUGUGGAUUAAAGCACAAUACGAUGCUUCAUUAUGAAUCCCACUCUCAAUCUAAUUCAAAUAACAUUUCACAAGCUACCUCGAGUGGUAGCUCUCGGGUUCAGCAACAAUCACCAGGUUCCUCGAACGGUCUAGUGGUUAAUACGAUGCAACAUUCUUAUCGGGAGUGCUUUACGAUGCUACCAACGGCAUUGGUAAUGGUCAGGGAUGGGCGCAACGAACUGCAAAUGUGUAGAGCUCUACUUGACUCGGGUUCGCAAGCAACUCUUAUUUCGGAGUCGUGUCUCCAAAGGCUAGGCCUAAAACGUAUUCACGCUAAAAUUCCUAUUCUCGGUCUAGGGCAGUGCGAAAGUGUUCACGGAACUCGAGGAAAAGUAAAGCUCGAUAUCUCCUCGCACCUUAAUACAGUUAGCUUGUCGGUGCAAGCAUUUAUUCUUUCGUCCCUCACAAACGAUUUGCCGAGCGUAGAAAUUCCAAGUGUUAACUUAUCGUACUUUAAUAAUCUGACGUUAUCAGAUCCAACGUGUAACCGCCCACAAAAAAUCGAUAUUAUAUUGGGCGCCGAUAUAUUUUUUGACAUUAUCGCAGAGGGUAGAAUUACGCAUCCUUCAGGGUCACCGGGCGCGCAGAAUACCAUAUUUGGCUGGGUGAUUGCCGGAAACAUUUCAUUGGCCCACGAACAUUGUUUAGGAAUUUUCCACUCCACGGUCGAUACCGAUACGCUUCUACGAAAAUUCUUCGAGCACGAAAAUAUGUUUGAUGGUAAUUCCACCGAGUACGAGGUAAGUGAAACCAUUGAAAAUCAUUUUGCAUCUACACAUUUUAUCAAUUCGGACGGUAGAUUUGUAGUUAGCUUGCCGUUUUCAAGAACACCAAUCGAAUUUGGAAACUCCCGAGAUGCAGCAUUAAAACGGCUAACUGCAAUGGAGAGACGAUUCUCCAAGGACUUAAAUCUAAAACGCGAAUACGCAGCAUUUAUGGAGGAGUAUGAGCAGCUAGGCCAUAUGUCCGUUGUGCCCGAAAGUGAACGCGAACGUUCAGCAUUCUACUUACCCCAUCAUGCGAUAUUAAAGCCCACUAGUACUACUACUAAGUUAAGGGUCGUCUUUGACGCGUCAUGUAAGUCCACGAAUGGAUUUUCCUUGAACGAUUAUUUGCGCGUCGGACCUACGAUACAAAACGAUUUAAUUACAAACCUUGUCAAGUUUCGAAAACUUAAAAUUGCGGUCAAGGCUGACAUUGCAAAAAUGUACCGCCAAAUAUUGGUAAACGCGAACGACGUACAUUUCCAGCGUAUAGUUUGGAGGAACAACGUUAGUGAAGAGCCGCGUGAUUAUCAACUCCAAACAGUUACAUACGGUACGGCUUCCGCCUCUUUUUUGGCCACGAGGGUCUUAAAACAAAUCGGCAUCAAUAAUAUAGCGAGAUAUCCGCGGGCUUCGGACAGCCUAAUUAAUGACUUUUAUGUAGAUGACUUUAUGUCUACUUUCGAUUCCAUUGAAGAUGCCACAAGUGUUAAAAAUGAUCUUUGCCAUAUUUUGAAACAAUCGGGAAUGGACCUUCGAAAAUGGUCUUCAAACUCGCGAGAAUUUUUAAAUACAAUCGAUGCCGAGCAUCAAGAGACAGCAACCGAGUUGUGUAUUGGCGAGAAUGGUGUAAAAACAUUAGGGUUAUGGUGGAACGUUGAAGUCGAUUGCUUUGAGUUCCAUGCAUCGUUAAAUACCCUACGUGCACAAGCCACAAAACGAGAAGUGUUAUCGGACAUUGCGCGCGUCUUCGAUCCCUUAGGAUGGCUUUCGCCAACAGUUGUCAAAAUGAAGGUUUUCAUGAAGCAUCUUUGGCUAAGACAAAUAGGGUGGGAUGAGUUUAUCCCUAUGGACCUUUACAACAAGUGGUCAGAAUUCAGAUCGGAUCUGGAUUCCCUGCGUGUCAUCCAAAUUCCGCGUUGGCUGCAUUCAAGUGAGGGGAAGGUUAUGGAAUUGCACGGCUUUGCUGACGCGUCAGAGUCAGCAUAUUCUGCUGCAGUAUAUUCCAGAGUGGUAGGACCCGACGGUAUUCGAACUGCGCUCAUUUGCGCGAAAACAAGAAUUGCGCCAACAAAACCUACACUUACAAUACCGCGCCUUGAACUAUGUGGCUCUUUAUUGCUAACGAAAUUACUUAGCAAGGUGAAAGAUGCCCUUAUGAUUCAUGAAACCGAAUGCUUUGCCUAUACGGAUUCAACAACCGUUCUUCAUUGGAUUCACGGAUUCCCCCGACAGAGAAACGUAUUUGUUGACAACCGAAUUUCUCAAAUCGUCAGUAAAUUUCCUGUAUCUAUAUGGCAUCACGUACGAACGGCAGAUAAUCCCGCAGAUUGUGCCACCCGCGGUAUAAUGCCACAUUGCCUGACUAAUUUGAACUUAUGGUGGAACGGGCCGCGGUUUUUACGCAAUGAGGUGAUUACGUUUUCUACCUUGCCAGAAUAUAGUGAAAGUGCAAACGAAUGCAAACUUGUCUGUUUAACUGAAACUCCGAACAUUAAAAACUUUGAAAUAUCUACACGUUUCUCGAAUCUUAACCGUCUUUUGCGCGUUGUUACGCGAUGUAUUCUUUUGUUUCGAAGACGACAAACACAAAAUCCAUCGCGAAUUUACUUUCUUUCACCGCAAGAUCUACUUUUGGCAAAAAUCGCUCUCGUUCGGAUCUCGCAAGGCCAGUACUUUCUCGACGAAAUAAAUUGUUUAAAAAACUUUGAUGCGGUCUCGAAAAAGAGUAAAUAUCGAUUUAUGGAUCCUUUUAUCGACAAAUUCGGAAUACUCCGCGUAGGAGGGCGAUUGAAAAACGCUUCAAUACCGUUCGAUCAGAAGCAUCCAAUCAUUCUUCACAAGGAUGAUCAUUUUACGACGCUUAUUGUCAGCGACUGUCAUAUAAGCAAUAUGCAUGCCGGAAUACGACAGAUGACGUAUCUUCUGCAUCUUAAUUAUUUCAUUCUCGGCGUUCAUCAUGUAAUUAAACGAUGCGUAUAUAAGUGCCCUACAUGUGUACGACAACGAGGAAUACCUUAUCAACAGAAGAUGGGCAAUUUGCCCCAGCAACGAUUGGAACCGGGAGUGACCUUCGGCAAUACCGGCGUCGAUUAUGCUGGGCCAUUUACGGCCAGGUCUUGGAGAGGACGAGGUGCGAAGCAAUAUAAGGUGUACGUGGCCUUAUUUAUUUGCAUGGCAACGAAGGCCAUACAUUUGGAGGUAGUCACCGAGCUUUCAUCAGCAGCCUUCAUAGCUGCAUUGCGAAGAUUUGUGGCCAGGCGUGGUAAGUGCCAUACUAUUUUUAGUGACAACGGCACAAAUUUCAUGGGCGCCAAUCAAACCCUUCGCGAAUGGGCGAAUCUUCUCAAUUCGACCAGCUUUCAAACUGACGUCACAGGUGAACUUACCACCAACGGAAUUAAUUGGAUCUUCUCACCGCCUCAUGGUCCGCAUUUCGGUGGACUUUGGGAGGCCGGCGUUAAAACAUUAAAAUUUCAUUUACGAAGAGUGAUGGCGAACACAUCAGUGACCUACGAAGAAUUUUCAACGAUCUUGUGCCAAAUCGAGGCAUGUGCAAAUUCAAGGCCAUUGUGCGCUCGUUUUGAAGGUGAUGUCGACCCUUUGACCCCAGCGCAUUUUCUGAUCUCGAGACCUUUGUUGACUGUGCCUGAUCCAACCGAUCUAAACUGCAAAAUUUCACUAUCGAAUAGGUGGCAAUACCUGCAAUCUCUUGUUCAUGGUUUUUGGCAAAAAUGGUCUCAAGAUUACAUCAACCAAUUGCGCAAGAGGUCAAAAUGGCAAGAGAAGUCUAAAAAUAUCGAAAUAGACGAUGUAGUCCUCAUAAGGGAUGAAAAUCAACCGCCAUGCCGAUGGCUUACCGGAAGAAUCGUCAAAACCUAUCCCGGACAAGAUGGACUUGUACGAGUUGCGUCCGUCGUUACAGCUAAGGGUGAAUUUAAGCGGCCAAUUUGCAAACUAUGUCCUCUAUUACUUGGUUGA